CUGAGACUGUUCAGACGCACUUUUUCAUUGAAUUUAUUUACAUACAUUUUAUAUCAGCUAGUUGGAGAAGAACCAAUUUUUAUUUAGGUUAGAACAAUAGUAAACAUUACGGUCAACGAUCUCGAACUGGACGCGCGAAUUUAAAACUAAAAAUAUUAGGUAUGACUAACUCUCUGUAAAUUGUGAAAUUCAUUCAGCCUAGUGAACUUCCCGUGGACAUUCCUAGUCUGGUUUGGACGUGUUUGUGCUCCCUGAAAGAUUUGAAACGAUUAAAUAACGAAACAUAAAGUUUAAGAAAUGACCCGAGGACCGACGAUAGUGCGGGUGGCGCCCAGCGCUGGACAUAGCGGGGGAGGCAUCAAAUGCUGUUGCUGCAGAUGCUGUGAAUGCAUCAACUUUGGAUACUUAACAUCACAACAUGGUAUAAUCAAACUAGCCGAAGCCAUGUUAGGUGGCCUUUGUCAAAGUUUGCUUGUGAAGUACGGUAUGUCUGAGGCCAGUGUCAUGGGCUCUGCGUUCCAUGGCUUUCUCACCACAGCAUCAGCGUGUCUCCUCACCACGUCCCUCCUCAUUGCCUGUUACGUACUCUCUUCUAAUUCUCAACAAUUGAUACGACAGUCUAUAUUCGAAUUUGUAUUUAACGCUAUUGCCUGCUUCUUAUAUUUGUCAGCGUCAUCAUAUAUGGGUGUGGCAGUGAAUAUAUAUUUGUACCCGAGAUAUUCCUUAAUCAACAUGUACGCCGCGUAUCCCGCCAUGACAGCCGUAUACUACAUUGGUGUUAUAGUCGGCAUUGUGCACGGAGUUGACGCCUACAUAUCAUAUAAGUACCAUAAGGGUAUUCGAUAAGACAACGAUUAACAACAAUAACAAACAAUUUCCACUCUUGAACAACUUGUAUAAAAAGAUACAUAACAUUAUAUUUAAACUAGCUG
This is a messenger RNA of Papilio xuthus (Asian swallowtail), 932 nucleotides long. It is a transcript of the gene sing, whose product is annotated as MARVEL domain-containing protein sing. Lineage: Eukaryota; Metazoa; Arthropoda; Insecta; Lepidoptera; Papilionidae. Bases 298 to 846 code for a protein of 182 amino acids. The transcript has 4 exons. The record is from RefSeq and is a predicted model, not a curated record. Gene Ontology annotation, cellular component: membrane.